UUUCUUUAAGGAUUUUGAUAGGUGGUUUUGUUUUAGAGACAGCUAAAUGCAGUUAUUUGUCUGAAAGAUUAUGAGCUAUGCUCUGGAGCCCCCCAAAAAAUCAUGCCAAAGAAAAGAAAUAAGAUUUGGUGCACUCAUUUUAGAUUUUGAACUCUGAAAUUGAUGGGACUUAGUUGUUAUUCGGCUUCAUGGGAAGCGUUACCAUGGUAACAUGUAGGUAGCUGAUUCUCUUUUCACUCUACAAAGGAGAUACUUGAAGCUGCCAGACAUAUGCAAGACGAGAAAUGCAGUAUUGUGUGACUUGUUGUCAAUGAAUGUAAACACUGUUAGGCCUCAGAGUCAGAAUCUGAAAUUGUUGGUUGUUGGUUGUUUUGCAAGAGGUUAUUACAGUAUAAAUUGCAUCUGUCAGUCAUCAUUAAAUUCUCGUUAUCUUGUCAACUGAUGCUUCUAAAACUUGGCUGAUAUUGUUGUUGUUUUUAUCAUGAAACUGCCUUGGUUAUUGAUGGUCAUUCAUCAUUAGGAGCUCAACUUUUAUUGUGACAGGGAUAUUAGUUGUGAGAUGGUUGUUAGAUAGAGGCACGUAGAUAGGGCCAAAGGAUGCAAUAUCACAAAGUUCAGUUGUGCAGCACUGCUGACUGCUUGACACGUACAACCCCCUCUCUCCAUAAAACACCUCUGGCUGUGUACCUGACACGCUUUGUGACUUGUGGAAACGUGUUUGCGAUACCACGAAAUAGUUUGGCAGGAUAAACCAUUAGCUUUCAGACAUGUAUGCCGUUUUUCAGGCUCUGUUCUCUGUGGUUGGGUCUCUUGGAUUUAUUGGCAAUGUUCUUGUAUGCGUGACCAUAUGUUAUACAGAGGCACUGCACAGUAUCACAAACUUGUUCAUACUGAAUCUGGCCGUGGCUGAUGCAUUGGCUUCAGUAGCCCAUGUUGCAGAUCCGUUUACAACCCAGCAAUUGUCAGUCGAGAAGUCCCUUUACAACGAUACAGUCACGUGUCCUGUGCAGUUGAAUUUCUGGGUUAGUGUGCAAUCAGUUGUGUAUUACUUACACUCAUCUCUUUUGGCCCACUCUGUCUUUGGCCUUACGUUGGUGACACACGAGCGGUUUAUUGGGAUUGUAAAACCUUUGCAGCAUGCAAGCUACUUCAGUCGGAGAAAGAUUGCUGUCAUGUUAUUGGCAAUGUGGAUGACUCCGCUGGUUGUAGAAUUGCCUCGCUUUGUGUAUGUCAUUGAUUACCAGCGACAAAAAUGUACGGGUGAUUCAGAGUAUGAGUACAUGUUUUCCAUUUUGUCAAUGCUUCUACUUGCCGGACCUACUGGAGCCAUGGUUUGGAUGUAUGUCCAGAUUCUGAAAAACCUCAAACAGGGGGCUAAGAACCUUCAGCAGUUAGGAGUAAAAGGAUCGGCCAAAGAGCUACUUGAAGCUCACAAAAAGGUGACCGUAGCGAUGGCUCUCGUCACGGCAGCUUUUUUUAUUCUAGUACUGCCUACUAAAAUAGUGAAACUCACGUUUGAAAUCAUUGUCAAACCUUCACCUUUAGCUGUGUCUCAGACGUUUACUCUCCUGGUAGUGCUGAAUUCAGCCAUCAACCCAGUCUUGUACGGGUUCAAGUACAAACAGCUGAGGGAGUCCUUUGUGUCUAUGGUGGUGGGCAAAUGCAGGAAAUUGAAGCGUCAGAAUCACGUUCAGCAAGCACCCAGGGUAGAGAUGGUCCAAUCUCUAUCCUAACAAGCAGCAUGUCUGCUACUGUAGCUCUUUGUAGAGGUCACGGUAUUGUCCAAACAUGUGAAGAUCUGUUUUUAUCUCCAAAAUAUUGGCAAUGAUUGGCAUUUUGAAAAAAAUCCUGGUUUUUCUCUGAUUUGGUAACAUGUGUAUAUAAAUGCGAGUGUUUUUGGAAAGAGCUGUUUCUGUAUGGCAUGUAUGGGAGCCGCAAAAACAAUCGCAAAUUUUUUUUAAAAAUCUUAACGAGUUUGUGCCUGACAAUAUAUUUUGGAUUUUGUUUAGGUGCAUUUGUCCACAUUGAAAGUGUAGGUUCUGAAAUUGAUGUUGUUAGUGGGCCUUAUGAGGGGGAGUGAUUGUUACCAUGGUAAUGCCGCUUGUAAGCUUUGGUUAUGUUUGUCCAUGGGUUUAUCUCUGUCGACUCAAUCUUGACGUAAUUGCUCGUAGAUGUUGUGAAUCCGUGUGGGGGUUAAGAUUGAUUGCGGGCGAGCUGGCAAAGUCCGGAACGUGGCUGUAUGUGAAUUGACUUGCUGUCAACUGGAACGCUGAUGUUGAGAAAUUAUUUGAUUAAGUUGCUGUAAUGAGGCAAUGCAAGACGAGGGUUAAUUACAUUAUGUCGAUCAGUCAUCAUUAAAAGCUCCAUUAAAAUCUGUUUUCUGAUUGCUGCUGCCCAAUUUCUGCUCGACGGACUUGAUGGAGUCUGAGUGAGUGAGGAUUGAGCGACAGCCAUAAACUUCUGGCUGAUGCAAACAAAAUGCCAGCUUAGAUUAAAGUUCACAACUUUGAUGGUUUCGAGUGCUGUUGUCGUUCGAGACACCAGAGUUUUGGAAACAAACGAAAGUUUUUUAAUAAGCAGUCAACAGAGGUGGAGUGUUUAAUGAAACUGUCAGAGAAUGGAUGUAUCGGCUCAUCUUUCACUUGCCCUUGGAGGCUUGGUCUGUUUGUACAAGCACAUAAUUGCUUUUGGACGCACUGAUCUGAAGGGUACAGACAGCAUUACUUGCAGGUGAAGUGUAUUGUAAAUACACUGCUGAACUACGUGGCAAAUGAAUUUGAGCUGGUGACCCUUGUGACAUUAAGAUGACUUUUUUUGUAAAAGCCUUGGGAGCUUUUGGAGGGAGUUGAUGCCCUGGCUUGCAAUAGACGCAUGGGAACAAUCUUUACCUGACUACCCAGGUUAGUGUUGAAAAGUCAAACACUUUGCUGACAUCCUAACGAGCAAAUCACUCUUUAUUAACAGACAGUGACUGUAGAUUUGGGGGGGGGGGAUGUAAUUUAAAAAAACAUUGUGGACCCUUCCCCUGGUUGUGCUGCCUUAAACUGCUGAAAGCUCACCAGACCUCAUAAUGAGGGAUAAGGCAGGAUGGUGAGUGGACGAUGCAUUUCGGUGAUAGAUGGUUAAGUGGUACGGGACUGCUCAUGAAAUUGACUGAUGAUGUUGUUUACAUGGAUAGACUCGUGAGAGGUUUAGAUAAAAAAGACCUGACUUGAUGUCGGUCGGCUAGAGGUAUAAAUGAGGCCCAUCUACCGCUCCUGAAAUCAGUCGAACGACAAUGAUCUUGUAGAGAGAACGUGUUCUGCAUUCUAGUUCAAAGUGUCUGGCAAUUUUCAUUGUGUGCUUUUGGAACUGAAUUUGAAAGUGAAUGCACCUCAACCCAACCAUCUUACGCAAAAAAAACAAGCACGUAAACUGUCCAAUAUGGCUAAUGAUUCAGUAGAAAUCUUGCUAGUGAACGUAGGGAAGAUGAUAGUAGGAGCUUUUGGAUUCGUGGGAAAUGGGCUUGUAUGUGCGACCAUAUGCUACACCAAGGAACUGCACAAUGUCACCAACCUGUUUAUUCUGAGUCUUGCCGUUGCGGAUGCACUGACUUCAAUAUGCAGCACUAUGAAAGUAUUUGCGACGAGAGUGGAGUUUGCUUGGAAUGGUACAGGAUGCACACCCGAAUUGGGUUUUUUGCAUGACAGCAAAUGGGCCCACUAUUUCUUUCAGAGUUCCUUCUUUGCUCACUCCGUGCUCUGCCUGGGAUUGAUAUUGAUAGAGCGUUAUAUUGGGAUCAUCAAGCCCUUGCACUACGCCAGCUUCUUCAGUCGGACCAAGAUCGUGCUGAUGCUGGUCAUUGCUUGGGUCACUCCCUUCGCAGUGGAGUUGCCUCGUUUGAUAUACACCGUCGUCAGCUAUCGGCAGGCUGGCUGUAUUGACAACGACCACACUAACAUAACUGCCAUAUUCUCCAUCAUGUCCAUAAUCCUUUUUGCCGUACCUGCAAGCAUCAUGAUCUGGAUUUAUAUUCAGAUUCUUGCCAACCUCAAACAAGGCGCUAAGAAUCUACGAGAGAUAGGCAUCAAGGGUUCAGCCAAGCAACUGCUUCAAGCUCACAAGAAGGUGACCAGUUCCCUCAUCAUCAUCACGCUGGCGUUCUUCCUCCUGGUUUUUCCUAUGCGGAUCUACAAGCUGUUGAGGGAAAUAAACGUAGAUCGAGAGAACUUCUUCAUUUUGUACAAUUGCUU
Patiria miniata (bat star) is the source of this 4232-nucleotide messenger RNA. RefSeq names its product somatostatin receptor type 2-like. The record is from RefSeq and is a predicted model, not a curated record. The transcript has a single exon. The coding region runs from base 768 to 1733 and encodes 321 amino acids. NCBI's taxonomy places the organism in Eukaryota, Metazoa, Echinodermata, Asteroidea, Valvatida, Asterinidae. Gene Ontology annotation, molecular function: G protein-coupled receptor activity. Gene Ontology annotation, cellular component: membrane. Gene Ontology annotation, biological process: G protein-coupled receptor signaling pathway.